AUGUCAUCACCAGAGUCCAUCACCGCGCCCUCCCCCGACGCAGAAGGCUCCCCCGCCUCCCCCGAGAGGCCCACAGGCAACAAGUACGACCAGAUGUUCGGCUCCGACGACGAGUCCACGCACGCGCCCAACGACGACGACGACGACGACAACGAGGACGACGCCGACGCCGGCAAGCGCGCCCGCAGGGUCGGCACCAAUGGCGACGGCGCUGCGGACGAGGACGCCGAGGGCGAGGAGGAGAACGAUGAUAAGGACCUCUUUGGCGACGACAGUGACGAGGAGGCUCCCACCAAGCCGAAGGAGCUUAGUGAUAAUGAGCUGGAGGGCACGCCCGAGCUGGACGAGCAGGAUAAUGAGCCCGAGAGAGAGUACAGGAGCAUUGAUGUUUCUCUGCCCCGGCACCCCGUGCCAAACCCGGGGAAUGACGAUCUCUACCUCCUCCGCGUCCCCUCCCUCAUCGCCAUCCAGCCCCAAAUCUUCUACCCCGAGAACUUCACACUCAAAAACCUCACCACCACCGACACCAUGACCUCCCCCUACACCGCCGCCACCACCACCAUCCGCGUCCGCAAAUCCCCCAUCGACCCCAACACCCUCCAAUCCAACGCCCGCAUCAUCAAAUGGUCCGACGGCUCCCUCUCCCUCCAAAUCGCCUCCUCCCCAAACCUCUACGACCUCACCUCAAAGCCCCUCGCCCCCUCCCACAAAACUCCAGAAAAAUACGACCCCGCACAAGACUCCCACACCUACCUCCUCACGCCCCACGAGUCCGCAGGAAUGCUCCGCUUCCUCGGCCACGCAACACACUCCCUCAACGUCCUCCCCACAGGCGCCUCCCAGGCAAACGCAGAGGCCGUAAACCGCCUGCACGAGCAGCUCUCCGCCGCACAGGCCGCGCGCGGCGGCCGCCGCGCAGGCCACGCCGCAAUAGAGAUCACAGACAUGCGCGACCCCGAGGCGGAGCGGAAGGAGGCCGAGCGCAUCUCGCGCGAUAAGGAGCGCGCCGCCAAGAAGCUUGAGAACCAGCAGCGGCGGCAGCGCGGCGGGGCUGGCGGCAGCGGUGGUGGCAGCGGCGGCGGUGGCGCGGACGGGGGGCGCAGUGGGGGGAAGUUUGCCUCCCGCUCGACGGGUACGAGGAGUAAGCGGGAUUCGCCCCCGAUUAAUGUGGGCGCGAGGAAGUCGAAUCAGGACGAGUAUGAUUUGGAGGAUGACUUUGUGCAGGGGAGUGAUGAUGAGGAGGUUGUGGAGAGCUCGGAGGAGGAUGAGAGUGAUGAUGGCGGGAGGAGGAGGAAGGGUGUUGCGGCCGGGGGGGCGAAGAAGAGACGGGAGGAGGUGGUGGAGGAGGAGGAGGAGGAGGAGGAUGAGGCGGAGUUUACGGAUGAGGACAGGGCGGGGAGGAGUAGGGGGGUGGCAGGGCGGGGAAGAGGAGGAGGGUUGUGGAUGAUGAUGAUGAGGAUGAUGAGUAGGGAGAGAGAGGGUAGGGCGGGUGUCUGA
Messenger RNA from Morchella importuna, 1497 nucleotides. RefSeq lists its product as uncharacterized. Lineage: Eukaryota; Fungi; Ascomycota; Pezizomycetes; Pezizales; Morchellaceae. The coding region runs from base 1 to 1497 and encodes 498 amino acids. Gene Ontology annotation, molecular function: RNA polymerase II C-terminal domain phosphoserine binding. Gene Ontology annotation, cellular component: nucleus; Cdc73/Paf1 complex. The transcript is spliced from 4 exons. Gene Ontology annotation, biological process: positive regulation of transcription elongation by RNA polymerase II; transcription elongation by RNA polymerase II. The record is from RefSeq and is a predicted model, not a curated record.